AUGAAUUACAGCCAGAAGAAUCAAGACGACUUUGAAGAUAUUCUUCGUAAUCUAGUGCCAUAUGAUGAAGCAGAAGAGCAUGCCCAGCAGACACCCCAGGAAGAAGAACUUGAAAUCUUUGACAUGGAUGCCUGGGAGAAUGAUCUGUCAGAGGACUUGACUUCAGACAACUUCUUCAUAACCCGCCCAACAAAGAAAGAAAAGGAAGAACAAGUAGCCACUCCACGUGAAAGAGAAGAUGCACAGUUAAUCGCAGAAAAGACUCCAGAAAGCGAAGUUGUGCAGAGCACUACAGAGACAUCUUCACUUGAGAUGACACCAAAGCAGGUGGAAAUAGAGCCAAGUCAGAUUGUAGAGCGCAUUGGGGAACCUGAAGAAUCCAAUUCACCGGCCGAUCUAGAAGCAAGUCCAAAUGACACUCUGGAGUUUACACCAGAGUUCAGUCCAGAACCACUGCCAAACUGCAGCCCAAUACAGCACCUAGGGGCAUCCCCAUGGCAUGCGUAUGAAAGUAACCAAGAGGACCAAGAUAUUACUAGUCCAUGCACCGAAGCAGUACAGCCCGCUGAGCCAGAGCCAAUAGGAAACAUUGAAGUGCCCGAGCAAGAAACCGCAAUGCCAUAUGAGUACACCAACAGUGCCCCCUCUAUUAAUGCAGAGCAGAACAAUGGAUGCACAUUUACACCCAUACCAGAUGUCUUUGACAUGCCACAGGAUAAUUCCUGGUCACUUGAGGAGUACUUUGGCGAUUCCCAUGAGGAUGCGUCUCCAGAGGGCGACUUAUACGUUGCGGAUGAGUCCAACUCAGGCUAUAUGUCCACAGAUAACUCAUUGCCAUACCAGGACACAACUCACAUUCAAAACAAUCCUGAAUGUAUUCCAUCUGGGUAUACGCCAGAAGAUGUAGAGUCGCCUGAGGAGCAAUUACCUGAAGAAUUUGAAGAGCCAGUGCAAGAAGCUUUCUCAGUUGACGAGCUAUUUAAAGACUGCCCGCCCAUUGACCCAAGCCUCUUCUGCUAUGGAUCUGCAGCACAACAAGACUCUGCAUUCAAUAGUAAUUUCCCGGCUAACAAUCCACCUACACAGCAAGAAGGAAUUCUAUUCAAUAACUUCCCAGCUAAUGAUGCACCUACACAGCAAGAAGGAAUUUUAUUCAAUAACUUCCCAGCCAAUGAUGCACAUGUAGAGCAGGAAGACUUUUCAUUCAGCGAUAACUAUUUUGCUAAUGACGCGGCUGCAGAACAGGAAGAUAUUGCUUUUGAUGAAUACCCAGCUUACAAUAGUGAAAUGAGUGGAAACAAUGAGAGCAGACAGCAGCAGGUCCGGCCUAACUUCAUACCAUCGUCUCCUUUCCCACAAAGCACACAGCCAAGCAUGGAAAAUCCAUACAUUCUUCCAAGCACAGACGAUGUACCAGUUAUGCUGGAAACAGUAGAAGAACCUAUCUCUUCACACCCUACUUCUGACGUACAGAUGCUUUUCUGCGGAAGCAAGCUGCUUCUUUCCUCUGCGAUGCCAAGCAUUACUAAUUCUGCCAAGCUUCUGCCACAGCCACUAAAGCUGCACUCGCUACAAGCUGAAAUACACACGAGCAACAUUCGGCAGAAGUCUACUGAGGAGCUGGUCGGUCUUCUCAUUAAGGCAUAUCCUUUGUCUUUCUCUGAGAAAGAGCACCCACUGAACUUCCUUAUUACAAAGAAUGCAGAAACACUGUGCGCCGCAGAGGUUAGAAGAACUGAAGCCCGCCCCAUUCUGGAAUGCAACCCCGCGCUGCCUCAGGAGAUAAACAAAGCACUAUUGCAGAAUAACUGGGCAGAAGGCCUCUUCCUGGCAACGAAGAAUGCAGAGCAUCUGGAAUCUGUGCGAUCCAUGUAUGCAGAACAUACAACAAACACACAGACCGACCAGAUAAGAACUCUUCUGUCGACUGGAUGCUCUGUGCCAUUGGAGCUUGUGCAAACACAGAAUGUUCGAGAGAACUAUCUUGCAGUAUUGAAAAGCGCUGUGCAAUCAAGAAGUGCGCCAGUAGCAAAUGCCCUAGUUGAUACACUUCUGCACAAUGGCCAAGCACAUGCAAGCAUUGUCUGUGCAGUUAUCUCUGGCCAUAUGGAAAAGUGCCUUCCUUGGGUGUUUGACAUAAACACCUUGCUUAUAUGCAGCAAGCUGAAAGAUAAGGAAGAAGGAAUUCGAGUGCGCACAAAGGAAGUACUAAAGAACUUGCGGGUUUUGAACAAGAAAAGAGCGCAGGAGAUAUACAGAGAGAACAAAGACAUUUUCACUCGCUCAGAGAAAAAUGAAAUUGAAGAGUGUCUAGGAAUAGAGGCUAGCUCCUGGGGUCUUCAGGGAAUUAUAAAUGCAGUAGACAAAGGCAUCACCCGCAUGGUUAGCACACCAACUCCAACACCAGCUCCAGCUCCAACGCCAAAGCCAGAGUUGCCUAUAAGCAGUGGAAUAUCGCUAGGCAGUGGUGUGUCUGUUCCAGCAGGAAGAAUUGUGAAAAAGAAGAUUGCAAGCAGACCAAUAAUUCCUAUGGGCAAGCCCACCUCACCAGUAGCAAACAGCACUAGCAUUCCAAUGCCAGGAAUGAAUGAAUCUAGUAUACCAAUGCCUACUAAGCCCAGUAUGCCUUUCAUGACAAUGCCUACUGAGACCAAAAUAAGUGAACCUGCAAUUCCAAUGCCUGCAACAAACAGCACUAGCAUUCCAAUGCCAGGAAUGAAUGAAUCUAGUAUACCAAUGCCUACUAAGCCCAGUAUGCCUUUCAUGACAAUGCCUACUGAGACCAAAAUAAGUGAACCUGCAAUUCCAAUGCCUGCAACAAACAGCACUAGCAUUCCAAUGCCUGUCAGACCAAGUAUGCCUUUCAAACCCAGCAUGCCAAUGCCAGUUAAGCCAGCAGAAACAGCUAUUCCAAUGCCUGCUAAGCCAGAAAUGAGUAAGCCUGCAAUUCCUAUGCCAAUGCCAGUCAAGCCAGCAGAAACAUCUAUGCCAAUGCCCGCUAGACCAAGUAUGACAAUGCCAGUCAAGCCAGCAGAAACAUCUAUGCCAAUGCCUGCCAGACCAAACAUGCCAAUGCCUUCCAGACCAAGUAUGCCAAUGCCAGCUAAGCCUGCAGAAACAUCUAUGCCAAUUACUGCCAAACCAAGUAUGCCAAUGCCUGCCAGACCAAGCAUGUCAAUGCCGGCUGCACCAACUAUUUCUAGCACACCAAGCAUGGCAGGGUCACCAAGUACUUCACAUAGUAUUUCUCAAGAGGCUACAGGCGCAUCUGCAUCCACUAACUCAUCUGGAAAUUCAAGCGGCACACAGAAUAGCCCCCAGAACAGCUUUAUAAGUGCACCUUCUGCACCAAUGCCUGCUCCAGCACCUGCUCAGAGCAAUGAUAAGACAGACACUUCUGAUUCUGCAGCAGAGGACAACAUCGAUUACAAGAAGCUCUACUCAGACAAAUCAAGAUAUCAGAUUGUUGACGAUAAACCACAGAAAGGAUCUUGGUUGGGAUACAUCCCAGGGGUUGGCGCAUUGACAGGAAUGGUUAAGAAGCUAGCAGGCCAGAAUAUUCCGGUAAUUGAGCUCUCACAGGAUACUAUCUUCAUACUGGAUAAAAAGCUGAAUAAGUGGAUUACAGUGGACUCAAAGACAUUCAAGCCAAUUAAGAUCUGCGCAUCCCAGGAGUCAAUGGGGAGUAGCGUAGAACAAGCACCAAAGCCCAUUCCGCUGCCUGUUAUUACUGGAAAAAUGCCAAAGCGGGGGCCUGAUGGCAAAGUUGACUUUGGACCGAUUGGAACCAGCUUAGAAGCUAGAUAUGGAAAGCCAAUGAUUCAGUCCAUAAUUGAUACGUCAGUCCAGGAAGCUCCAGUAGCCUUCCCUACAUCGCAAAACAUGUACUCCACAAAGAAUGCAAAGGUUUUCAUUCCUAAAUUUCCAGUAGAGGAUACUACACCGCAAUAA
Molecule: messenger RNA, 3951 nt
Organism: Nematocida ausubeli
Lineage: Eukaryota; Fungi; Microsporidia
Exons: 1
Coding region: 1-3951 (1316 amino acids)
Source: RefSeq, a predicted model, not a curated record